GCUGCGGAGCUUCCAGAGAAUGAAAACACACUCAAUUAUGCUGCGUAUGUGAUACUGUAUAGCUAACUAGCAAGUGACUUUACGUUCCCUCCUAUUCAUUAUUAAGGAGGGAUUUUAUUGAGGAGGGACACCGGAAAAGUUGCUAACAACGGUCGCAGCUUGUUAGCCAAACCGGAGACGGGAUGUAAAUCCAGACGGGACCAGCCGCAGGAGCCGGUAGCAGCAAGCAGUCACACCCUUGUCUGAGGACACUGGAGGAGCCCUGUCUGUCGAGCAAUAAGAAACUACCAUCCUUCAUAUGUUGACAUGUGUUGUAACCUUAUAGCUAUAGCCUCUGACGUCUGAAGUGGAUAUUAAGUGAACGAGGGAAACGUGGACAGGAUAUGACUGACUCAUCAUCAUGGCACGGACAGAGGAGAUAACCCUGACCAGUCUGUCUGCUGCAGAGCCAACCAGACAGCAACACAACUAGCAACAAAGUCCUUUUAUUAGCUGUUUUAUUGUUUGAUCCCCCCUAACCACUGUCUAUUGUGCCACAAUGAAUUCCCCUGUGUAUACCUUUGUCACCCGUGAUGAAAACAGCACUGUUUAUGCAGAAGUUUCCAAAAUCCUCCUCUCGACUGGACAGUGGAAGAGGCUGAAAAGAGACAAUCCCAGAUUCAACUUGAUGCUCGGUGAAAGGAACAGAUUACCCUUUGGACGUCUAGGUCAUGAACCAGGACUGGUGCAACUGGUGAAUUACUACAGAGGGGCAGACAAGCUGUGCAGGAAGGCAUCUUUGGUCAAGCUCAUAAAGACCAGCCCAGAGCUGUCCGACUCCUCUAACUGGUUCCCAGAAUCCUACAUUAUCUAUCCCACUAACCUCAACACUCCUGUGGCUCCAGCUACUAACGGCAUCAGCCAUCUGAAGAACAAUCCCAAGACUGAUGAGCGUGAAGUUUUCUUGGCCUCCUAUCACACUAAAAAAGAAAGUGGGGAGGGAACAGUGUGGAUAGCCAAGUCAUCUGCUGGAGCUAAAGGUGCUGGUAUUCUGAUAUCCCAUGAUGCUAAUCAGCUGCUGGAGUAUAUUGACAAUCAGGGACAGGUUCAUGUUAUUCAGAAGUAUUUAGAGAAACCUCUACUUCUGCAGCCAGGACAUCGGAAAUUUGACAUCAGGAGCUGGGUGCUUGUGGACCAUCAUUACAACAUCUAUUUAUACCGCGAGGGCGUGCUGCGGACUUCCUCCGAGCCCUACAACAGCUCCGACCUCCAGGACAUGACCAGCCACCUGACCAACCACUGCAUCCAGAAGGAGCACUCGCAGAACUACGGACGAUACGAGGAGGGGAAUGAGAUGUUCUUUGACGAGUUCAGGGUGUACAUGCUGAACACUCACAAUGUCACCCUGGAGACCACCAUAUUACCUCAGAUCAAGCAGAUCAUAAAGAGCUGUCUGUCAUGCAUUGAGCCGGCCAUCAGCACCAAGCACCUGUCCUACCAGAGCUUCCAGCUCUUUGGAUUUGAUUUCAUGGUCGACGAGAGCUUCAAAGUGUGGCUCAUUGAGAUCAAUGGAGCUCCAGCCUGUGCACAGAAACUAUACCCAGAGCUCUGUCAGGGCAUUGUGGACGUGGCUAUUUCCAGCACCUUCACCUUGAACAACGGUGGCGACUCUUCAUCAGCUUCCUCUUCUCCUUACUCCUCCUCUCCGUCCUCCACGUUCAUCACCAACUCCACCAACUGCUCCUCCCCCAAACUGAGAGGGCCCCUCCACGUGGGCCCUUUCACUCGGCUGUAAGCACACGCACUCGUCUCCUCCGCACUAGAAGCUUCUUCCAUGCUCUGUCCUCACUCCUAAAACCUCCACCUGAGAAGUAGCACAUGCCUUUAAUUGUACCUUGCCUGUCAUACCCGGAGGAAGUCUCUCUUUUUAUGGUAAUCACCGAUCCGCGGAAAACGAUCUCCGCUCUUCUGAUUAUGCAUAUUAUGAAUCUAGAGAUGGCGGCGAACUGAUAAACAAACUUUCUGGGAGGUCCAAACGAGGACAGAAGCCCUUCUGUCUCAGUUCCACCACCACCAGUUUCUCCCCAAACAGAACGAAGGUCUGAAGGAUGCAGAGACGCUCCAACUGAGACUGUAGUGCCUUACAUUUCCAACCAUGCUCCCUUAAAAAAGACUGCCAGUUAUAGCUUGCUCUAUUAGCGUGACUUGUACUUGUUCUAAAAAGCCUUUGCACUGUUGCUCAAUACAUCCAUAUGUCUGUUCGGUCAGGUCAGUCCAUAAGAAUCAACAUAAAAUAGACACGUUGAUAUUUGAGAGCUUAGUCAAUUUGUGGAGUUUUGAAUGCUAAUUUUCUCAUCAGACACUUUUUCUCUUAUUUUUUGAAUCUUUUUUUUUAUUACAGCUAGCAGUAAAGAGGCUGUGAUGGAUAUGAUUAAACAUCUAAAGACUAACACACUAACCCAAUGUGUCUGAUGAGAUAAACAUUCAAGAUGUUAAGAUCAACAUUGCUCUUCACUGGACGGUUGGGACGCUACAUAUUAUUAACAUGGGGGGGAAACGAGGGGGCAUUAGUGAGGAGGGUGAGGCCGUCCUUCAGCUGGGAAUCCCACGUUUAAUCCCGUCCCAACGAGCUCCGCCAAAGUGUCGCUGACCUUUUGACCUCUCAAUUGCAGUAAGGGAAAAUCUCACACCAAGUAUUAGCCUCUGUUCUCAGUUCUUCACAGCUGAAGACGUCUUUAGGUUUGUUUUUCAUUAGAAAGAGAGCAUGUUUUUAUGAAAGCAUGUAGACGUUUGCAUCCUCAUACCACAUCCAACACCGUUUUUUCUUUUCUUUUCCUGCUCCGUGAAGCUAGACUGUAAAUUGUUAAGUGUUGUCGACAUGUGUAUGGAUUUUUGAACUGUUUUUUGAAAUGCAAGUAGAGUAGAUUGUACAAAGUGUGUUACUACGGCCCCAUGAAAUGAAACUUCACGUCCAUAAACAACAUUUUUGCGUGAAAGGAAAACCUGAUAAUGACUAAACAUGCCCUAAUUUAUACUGUCAUUGUGUCAAAUUAUGUUUUAAACAAAGAGAAGUAAGCAGCAGCCCCAGAACAUCACUGAACCAGCCGAGAAGUCGUCCAUGAAAGGGCGAGCACGUUGAAGAAAAUUCUUGGCAGGUGAUUGGAUGAACCAUCUGUCUAUCACCGCCUUACCUUAAGAAGCAGCUGGGUUCUAACGGUAUCUCGUGAUGUUAUGAUCUUGUGAAUCCAGCUACCUUUCAAGGUGAGAAAGUCAUAGUAUACACAGAUCUUCAUCUCAUCACUGCCUCCUCUUCAGUUACUACUGGUGUUUAAUCAUGUCACCAGUUGGCUUAUUUUUUAAAAAGUAUUAUAAACAUUUCUCAUCAUGAAUGACUGAUUUUUUUAUUUUAUUUCAUGGGGUCGCUAAACUAUUUUACUUCUCCAUUUUUCUUUUGACUGUAGGCCUCUUUGUGAAUAGGUGAGACCUUGUAGAGCUGUAGCUGUCCUAGAUGACUCGUAUCCAAACUUAUUAUGUUACCGUGCGUUGAAAUAGGAAUGCAAACUUGUUCCUGUAGACAGGAAACUUUAAAUUAGCUUGUGACAGUAAGAUAGUUGAUUUCCUGCUCCCCAGUGGCGACUUUUCACGUUGAAAUUCAACCAUAGCGUUUCCAGCGGCUCAUUUAAGUUUAACUACACUCAUUUAACAUAAUAAGUCACUACAGGAGGUUUAAUAGGUAGGCGUGUCAUCAUGUCACUACCCCCCCCCCCCCCCCCCCCCCCCCCCCGCUGUUCCUCUCUUUUUAACCUAAUUUCAUAUGCGCCGAGGCUUCGCUUGUCAUGUCUUGAGUUUCAUAAGUUAAGGGACACCAUAAGAGCAUUUACUUAUGUUUUAAUCACUGUGUAUUUGUGUUUACAAGAUAACUCUGAAGAAUGAAGGAUGUUUAAGUGGCUGACGGUGAUAAGUUUGGGUGAUGUGCCGAAUGUCAGAAAGAUGGAAUAGUUACAGGGUAGGUUACGCCAACAUGAAUUCAUUAUUAUUCUAUGAAAAAAAAAUUAAUUAUUUAACUCGAUUUGAGAGAAAAUAUGAAUCCAUUUCUGCUACGCUCAGUAUUACACAACCCUGUUGUAGAUGAAAGGAAGGUUUGGAAAGAUAUAUUGAAGUAGAUAAAGUCAUGAUUGUGUUGACAGAUGGGAUGCAGGUAUGACUGUUGAUUUUUUUUUUGGAAAUAUCAAAAGCAAACUUUCAGUAUUUUUUUUUAAGUUGAAUUUGUAGGGAAAUGCUUUCCAUCAAAGGGAAGGGUGCCUUAGAGGGAAUUGCAUAUUGAUAAAAAAGAAGCAAUGGUCCUCCAGCAUUUAAAUGCACCUUCAUUUGUUUGUUUGUAUUGAAGUGAAUUUGCCUCAUUUUUAUUAUUCAACCUCUUUUUUAGAUACAAUGAUGUCGUUUCCUCUUAUUCAGAGUUUCUUUGCACAUGUGACUCAUUCUUUUUUAUUAUCAUGUUUCCUCUCAUGUGUUUCAUAUUCUAUACUAUUUUUUGAUGUUUCUUAGAUUUCCUCAUCUUUUACCAAAGAAAAAAAACAAUUCCUGCUGUAUUUUCACUGUCUAAUAAUGUUUUGUAGUUGCUGCAAUCUGGACAUUAUCGCAUCAAUUGGCCAACAUGAUCUUAAAAAGCAAGUGUCAUAUUCAGAGGGAUGUGUGUGUGUUGUGUUUUUGUUUAUAGGUGAUGUUUUAUUCCGAAUCUUGCAUGAGCAUUUGUCUUUAUCAGAAACAAUAUUACUAGAAUAAAAAAACAAAAACAUCAUAGAGCUUCUGUCAUGCAUACAUUUCUACUCUAAGCCGUCUACUUGAUUCACUUGAAACUGAUAUUCUCAUCAAAAUGGAAAACAAAAGUACUUUAUCCAAUAAUGUUGGACUGUUUCUUUAAUAUCCGUAUAUUUCUUCUGGCAACAAAGCAACACUGAACAAGAUGAGGGAAGCUUAGUUUAUCUGGACUGUGAGCUUGUGGAUGAUAAACUGAAAAAAACAUGUAAAGAUUGAUGUAAU
Scomber scombrus (Atlantic mackerel) is the source of this 5019-nucleotide messenger RNA. RefSeq names its product tubulin tyrosine ligase (gene ttl). Gene Ontology annotation, biological process: protein modification process. NCBI's taxonomy places the organism in Eukaryota, Metazoa, Chordata, Actinopteri, Scombriformes, Scombridae. The transcript has 7 exons. The record is from RefSeq and is a predicted model, not a curated record. Bases 539 to 1774 code for a protein of 411 amino acids.